Molecule: messenger RNA, 2813 nt
Organism: Batrachochytrium dendrobatidis JAM81
Lineage: Eukaryota; Fungi; Chytridiomycota; Chytridiomycetes; Rhizophydiales
Exons: 3
Coding region: 1-2691 (896 amino acids)
Source: RefSeq, a predicted model, not a curated record
AUGCAUUUUACUUGGUCAUUGGUAUUCUCUGCAGUGGUAACUGUACCAUUAAUGGUGUCUGCCAUUGUAUUUCCACUUGAAAGCCCUGCAGCAGGAUCUGUUACAUCAGAUUUGUCCAAUCCAGACAAUAUUGUGUUUGGCGGCGAAGAGUUUGCAACUGCAAAUUCUUCACCUGUGCAUAGUACCGAAACUACUGUUGCAAGCGUUUCAUCAUAUACUAGCUUGAGUGCUACUCCCCAAUGGACUCCAGAAUUGGUGAUUCCUACCCCCAGCGAAGGUGAUACGUCCACAACAGUCUUGGCUGCAGCCGUUCCUUCCAAUUUAAACUUUGUGAUUUCUGCUAUCAACGACGUUCUGGGCCAUUCCAUGAAAAAAACAAUCAUGGCUAAAACGUGUUGGGAAACCACCACUGCCACAACACCGCCAUGUUCAGAACCCACUUUAAGUCCAUGGGAGCCUGUUAAGCAACAUACUAGCAAUAACGAUUAUAGUAAACACGGAAAGUACUACAAGAACAAGGAUAAAUCUUCUUAUCCCCAUCAUAAAAGGUAUCCAGUAAAACAUCAUAAAACUGGAAAGUCAAAGUAUUAUCCACCUCAUGCUCCAGUUGUGUGGAGACGAUCUGUUUCUUGCACGACAACAACGGUUGCUCCUACCACUACCACGACUACGACAAGUUUCAUUGAAAUUGUCACAAUCGCAUCUGUUCCUGGACGUGUUAUUGUCACUUCAUCACCACCAUGCUCUGAACCGCCUAUUGAAACUCCAACAACAACAGUUGCUUAUCCUCCUCCACCACCACCUACUACAACCACUACCACAACCACGACAACAACGGUUGCUCCUACCACAACAACCACAACAACGGUUGCUCCUACCACGACUACGACAAGUUUCAUUGAAAUUGUCACAAUCGCAUCUGUUCCUGGACGUGUUAUUGUCACUUCAUCACCACCAUGCUCUGAACCGCCUAUUGAAACUCCAACAACAACAGUUGCUUAUCCUCCUCCACCACCACCUACUACAACCACAACCACGACAACAACGGUUGCUCCUACCACGACUACUACGACAAGUUUCAUUGAGAUUGUCACAAUCGCAUCUGUUCCUGGACGUGUUAUUGUCACUUCAUCACCACCAUGCUCUGAACCACCUGUUGAAACUCCAACAACGACAGUUGCUUAUCCACCACCACCUACUACAACCACAACCACGACAACAACGGUUGCUCCUACCACAACAACCACAACAACGGUUGCUCCUACCACGACUACUACGACAAGUUUCAUUGAAAUUGUCACAAUCGCAUCUGUUCCUGGACGUGUUAUUGUCACUUCAUCACCACCAUGCUCUGAUCCACCUGUUGAAACUCCAACAACGACAGUUGCUUAUCCACCACCACCUACUACAACCACAACCACGACAACAACGGUUGCUCCUACCACAACAACCACAACAACGGUUGCUCCUACCACGACUACUACGACAAGUUUCAUUGAAAUUGUCACAAUCGCAUCUGUUCCUGGACGUGUUAUUGUCACUUCAUCACCACCAUGCUCUGAUCCACCUGUUGAAACUCCAACAACGACAGUUGCUUAUCCUCCACCACCACCACCUACUACAACCACGACAACUACCACAACGGUUGCACCUGUUACCACUACUAGUUUCAUUGAAAUAGUUACAAUCGCAUCUGUUCCUGAACGCGUCAUUACUCCACCACCAGUCACAACUGAUGAACCACCAUGCUCUGAUCCACCUGUUGAAACUCCAACGACAGUUGCUUAUCCUCCACCACCACCACCUACUACAACCACGACAACUACCACAACGGUUGCACCUGUUACCACUACUAGUUUCAUUGAAAUAGUUACAAUCGCAUCUGUUCCUGAACGCGUCAUUACUCCACCACCAGUCACAACUGAUGAUGAACCACCAUGCUCUGAUCCACCUGUUGAAACUCCAACGACAACAGUUGAGCCUACCACAACUGAUGAUGAACCACCAUGCUCUGAACCGCCUAUUGAAACUCCAACAACAACGGUCGAGCCUGCCACAACAACAAGUUUUAUUGAAGUAAUUACAACUGUAUUACCAACCACAACUGAUGAACCACCGCUAGAAACUGAAGUUUCCACAAUUCCUCCAAUAAUUGUUGAAACGACUGCAUCUUCAACUGAAUGGCCCGUAGUGAUGACCACAGCGGAAACUCCAACUCUCGAAUUUCCAAGUGAACCGUUAACAACAGUGAUUGCACAAGCAUCAGUUUCCGACAGUCAAGUUGAAACAACUAUUGCCUGGACACCAGUAGCUACUAUACCUAAACCAGAAUGGACUGACACUCCUAUAGAUACGUGCACACCUGAUGCCACUAACGGAUGGAGUUGUUCAAACUCUAACACAUGGACCACGGCUGCAGCACCUAAUCCCAUAACUACAACAGUAGAUCCUGUUACAACCCAAGCACCUUCUCCUACUAAUGAAGAUCCAUCCCCAAUAGUUGCAUCUGUAAUCGAAGUGAUUACUGCAGAAAACCGCGCAGUGUCUAGUCCUGUAUCGACUCCACAGUAUACACCUCUAUCGACCGCGUAUCCUGGCGAAGGCAUGAUUCUUAGCAGUGGUUUGACCCUACUUCCUAGUUCAAUGACUUUAAUGUGUGUGUUAGUGUCGCUCAUGGCAUUCCUCAUAUAAACUAUUUGAUUUGUUGAACACCAAUAGUUUCAAAUAGUGUAUAAUUCACUUUAACAGUUGUAUCUCAGCAUACAAAUGAAUCAACACAUUGCUUUCAUUCUGCAACAAUCCUAAAAUAUUUU